GUAUCCGUGGGGAGUUGUCCGUCAAGUCGAGUGAAAGGAAGGUUUAGUGCAGGGUUUGUACACGGUUGCAAUGGAAGACAGUAGGAAGCAAGUAAUUAAUUUUGCUGCCGGCCCUUCCAAGAUCCCACGGCCGGUCUUGCUUCAAGCACAGAAAGAGCUGCUGGAUUACAAAGGACUUGGAAUUAGUGUUCUAGAAAUGAGCCACAGAUCAGCAGACUUCAUCAAAAUUGUCAACACUGCAGAAAAUGACUUGCGAGAGCUACUAAAAAUCCCAGAAAACUACAAGGUAAUCUUCCUCCAGGGAGGUGGAACCGGCCAGUUCAGCGCUGUACCUUUAAAUCUUAUUGGAUUGAAAGAAGGAAGGCAUGCAGAUUAUUUGGUUACUGGAGCCUGGUCUGCUAAUGCAGCCAAAGAAGCAGAGAAAUAUGGAAAAGUAAACAUUGUCCAUUCCAAGCUUGAUGCUUACAGAAGUAUCCCUGAUCCAAGUACUUGGGGUUUGAACCCAAAUGCCUCUUAUGUUUAUUAUUGUGCCAAUGAGACUGUUCAUGGUGUGGAAUUCCCCUUUAUCCCUGACACAAAGGGAACAGUGCUGGUCUGUGACAUGUCAUCGAGUUUUCUUUCAAAGCCAGUGGAUGUCACCAAGUUUGGUUUAAUUUUUGCUGGUGCUCAGAAGAAUAUUGGCUGUGCUGGAGUGACUGUGGUAAUAAUCAGAGAGGAUCUAUUGGGAUAUGCACUGAAAGAAUGUCCAGUAAUUUUUGACUAUAAAGUACAAGGGAGUUGCAAUUCUCUGUACAACACUCCAGCAAGCUACAGUAUUUACAUUAUGGGAUUGGUCUUGCAAUGGAUUAAGAAUUCUGGGGGUGCUGAAGCAAUGGAACAAAACAGUGCUGCCAAAUCAAAGCUGAUUUAUGAUAUAAUUGAUGGAUCUAAUGGAUUCUAUGUGUGUAUGCCUGCUUCAACGUGCAGAAGCAGAAUGAACGUCCCAUUACGCAUUGGGAAUGCAAAUGGAGAUAGUGUCCUUGAAACAGAGUUUCUUGAUAAAGCUGCUAAAAAUGACAUGAUAUCAUUAAAAGGCCACAGGUCUGUUGGUGGAAUUCGAAUCUCCCUGUAUAAUGCUGUAACAGUAGAAGAAACUCAAAGACUGGCUGACUUUAUGAUCAACUUUAUGAAGGAACAUUGUGUUUAAACCUCUUCCCUCAAGUGCUAAGCACCAGUUUUAGUUUUGCCAUUGAAUAACCUUUAUUUCUAUAAUACAGGCUUGUAGCUUUUUGUUCUUUUGAGAUAGAGUACUUGGAUGAAUCUUUAAUGUAGUGCCUGAACUACCUGGAAGUGACACACAUUUUCUAAGCACUGAUUGCUGUUGGAUCAUCAAUUCAUAAUGUUUAGUUUCUGCCUUCCAAGAGUGAACUUUGAUUCAUGGCAGAAUUUCUAAUGCAUUAUCCAAGAAUCAGGAUCUUGACCUACAGCUAAUCUUUUUCUGUUUUCUCUCAAAUUGUCUGUCUUUUCUGAAGCUAGACUUCUAACUGGCCAAAUUGCGCCUUUGGAACUCUGUGAAAGUGUAUAAUGUAAUAUUGAGCAGUAAAUGCACUUGUAAAUAAUAUUAAAAACUGGACAUGGACCAUAAUAUCACUAAUUUUGUAUAGAGGAAUUGGGAGGAGAAAUAACUUUGACAGUUGACACAAGCCAAAUGUAACAAAUAUUAAGGUAGAAAUAAAGAUGAACCAAAUUUA
This is a messenger RNA of Pristis pectinata (smalltooth sawfish), 1730 nucleotides long. RefSeq names its product phosphoserine aminotransferase 1 (gene psat1). Bases 71 to 1186 code for a protein of 371 amino acids. Gene Ontology annotation, cellular component: cytoplasm. Lineage: Eukaryota; Metazoa; Chordata; Chondrichthyes; Rhinopristiformes; Pristidae. The transcript has 9 exons. The record is from RefSeq and is a predicted model, not a curated record. Gene Ontology annotation, biological process: L-serine biosynthetic process. Gene Ontology annotation, molecular function: pyridoxal phosphate binding; O-phospho-L-serine:2-oxoglutarate transaminase activity.